Messenger RNA from Schistosoma bovis, 4045 nucleotides. Lineage: Eukaryota; Metazoa; Platyhelminthes; Trematoda; Strigeidida; Schistosomatidae. The record is from the annotation of a GenBank genome assembly.
GGGUCGGUAUAUAAAUCGGAAGGAUUAUGGAAUGGCCGGAACCUAAUAAGGCCUCCAUCACGUAUUUCUGUUACGAACCCUGGUCUACCUUUAGCAAUAACUACAUUGUCAGGCCUUGUAGUAGAUAGCUUUGAGUUUCUGUAACUGACCAUUUGCUUGGAAGAAUUAUCAGUUACCUCAUGCUCAGUGACAUUGUCAGCCAUAUCCUGAUUCAGUACACUUUGAAAGUAAACUUCUUCGGCAUAUCGCUGUGCGGCUUGUUUUGCCACAGCAAAUCCACAGUGUACUGAACGCCUAAUCUUUCUCAUGUAAGACUCAAAAGGAAAUGCUGCGAACGAUUCUAAAGUACCAUGUUCAUUAACGUCGUCUGCAAUGUGCUUUAAACUAUGCACAUUGUAGAUUAAAUGUUCGGUACCGUAACACCUUUCGUAACCUAAUAAAAAGUUAUUAAUGUAAACCCUAACACUGUUAGCGAAUGUGCUAUGAAACUUAGGGUGCGAUAAUAAAUAAAUAGACAAGGAGAGUGACUGGAAGUUUCUGUACAUUGAUAGUGGUAACCUAUUAUGAAGAACUACAGGUCCUAAAUAUAAUAAUAACAACCGACAUUCAGUUGCUUUCCAUACAGAAACUUCAUUAAGUGAACGACAUUUCCGUUGAAAAUCUACGCGUAGAUGACCGACGUCGUCUCCUUUGCCUAGGUUGUGUUGGCGAGUUAGAAGUUGUAUGCUCUUCGGAAGAAUGAUUAUUACUAUCAUCAUCUACAUCCUAAACGCAAGCAUCUGACUCUGACAAACUGCGUUUACGUCCAUAUGUACAGACAUAACUCUUUGCAUACUUACAUAACGUACUUAAUAUGCGUAUACUAAAAAAAAUAUUAUUAACCACAGAAGUCAUAUUACCUAUAUUAUGCAUCAUCACGAUGGCAUCGUCUUCGUUACUUGAAGAAUGAACGUUAACAGACAUGGUGUGGCUGAACUCAAUUGAAAUCCAAAAAUGUCUUGAUUUGACCGCUUCUAAAAAUUUUCACGAAUCGUCGAUGUGACGCACCAAUCAUAUUGCGACAGAUUGACCUUCAAGUGCCCGCAACCCCCAUCAGUGGACGAUACCCCAGGAGCGUUGUCCUAGUCUUGCUGGCAUUCUUUUUACUCCCCAUCGUUUAUUGUGACUUUAAAUUAAGUGAUUCAAAGCUCCUUCUGCCUUACUACAGUGUUAAUCCCGUGAAUUACACUCUACAUGGUAGCGAGGGGGCUUGCUAUGAAUGGCAUUCGGGCACACCGGAGGUAGCAGUAGUAAGCCCAAUAGUAUCAUCUGAGAAUGGCUGCUCUUCUGCUGCUGUUAUAACUGCGGUCUGGCAAUCACGGCACAGGGCUGUGGCCACCAUAUAUGCCAAAAUAAUUAAUGCUGAUCACAUUGUUAAGUGUGAUGUAAUCGUUGACGACAUACAUCGGAUCGAAAUCGCCACUACCACACAAGAGCUUUAUCUGCAUAAUACACCAGUUUCUCUUGUAGUAACUGCUUAUGAUGAAUAUGGCAAUACCUUCACGUCACUUGAAGGUGUACCAUUUGAGUGGCGUAUAUUUGAAGACAAAUAUGAAGAGUUCGGAGACAUUCAAGGUGUAUUAAGAUUUAUCACGUGGAGGGAGUCGGAAUAUACAACUCCAAGUACAAUGGCUUUACUUGAGUCGAAAGGAAUGCAGGGCUACAUGCAACUAAUAAGUGGUUUGCGUACUGGCUCUGCGGUCGUUAGUGUGGCUCUUCAUGAGUCUAUUUACAAAAGUGUAUUACCCAGUCAGGUUCGUCUUCUCGUUAUGGCUAAUGCCCAAUUGAGCCCAGCACUAGCCUAUCUUGUCCCAAAUUCCUUGCUGACUUUCACCGUACACGUUAUUCAACAAGGUGAUGACCAGGAGGUCGCCAUGCCAUCUUUACAAUACCACUUGCAGGUGAAUGAUACGAACUUGGCUGUUCUUAGCCCACUUGAUGGUUCAACUCUUAAAGCUCUAAAUUAUGGUCAAACUGAAGUUACACUUCUUGAUCGAAAUGUCGAAGAAGCCCUAGAAAAAUUGGACGAGGUUUUAAACUCUAAAGUCGAUGAUUCAGAUCUUCGUCUGCCAAAACGAAGACGUCCAACUUCACUCAUACAGAUUGUAGAGCCAGCCUAUCUGGGUUUUACACUCAUUCAAAAGUCUACCAAUAAAAAGCCAGAUAUAUGCCAACUGGCUUCAUUUUUAAACUCAGGGUCAUAUGGUAAUCAGGUUGCAUCCGGUUCUUAUAUGCCUAUUCGAAGAUGGAUUAUGGAGUCAGGGAAAGUUUAUGUCAUCAAUCUAGAUAUAUAUGAUCGUAAUAACCACCGUUUAUAUCCUUCAGACAAUCUGCGACUGUCUCUUUAUUUUCCAGAAAGCCAUUUUGAGAGAUGUUUCAGUCAUAUUACAAUCAAAACUCUAGGAAUAGGAAGUUUCUUGAUUAUAUUAUUGUUUACAUUAUAUCAUCUGUCAAUUCCACCUAAGAUACACAUAUAUAAUUCAGACCAUAUCCAAAUAAAACGACACAUUGCUAGUCAUGUUUGUGAAUAUCUUUUCAAGAACUCUACUAUGAAUCACAGUCAUGAAAUUUCUGACAGUAAUCAAUCAUUGUGGAAUGACAGAAGUUUCAGUUUAUCAAAUCCAUACAGUUGCAAACAGUUCAAGUUGUUCUAUGGUCAUACUGUUAAUUUGUCAAAGGAAGAAGAACAAUUUCCACUGGCAUUCAGUAUAGCUAUACAUCAAAGCAAUAAACAAGUAUCUCGUCUCCUUCGUUUGAUCUAUAGACCACAUAAUUUAUAUUGCAUUCAUGUAGAUUCGAAAUCUCCGCAAACAUUCUAUGAUGAAGUUUUAAAUUCUGCUAAAUGUUUCGGUCCUAACGUUAUAGUGGUUAAUAGAUCAGAAAGUGUAAAUGUUCAAUGGGGUUAUUUUUCCGUACUUGAAGUGUUUCUUUUAUGUGCGGAUAAAUUAUUAAAUAAUACUGACUAUAUGUGGAAAUACAUUCUAAAUCUAACUGGGCAAGAACUGCCUUUAAGAACAAACUGGGAGUUGGUUGCAGCACUGAAAGCUAUAAAUGGUUCGAAUGUUGUAGAAGGUCUAGGUCCUCGGUUUAACCGUAAUAGAUGGCCUAAUAAGAAAUUUGAAUUUCCUAUUGUUUGGAAUAAAGGAAGUUUCUAUAUGGCAUUAAAACGAGAAUUAAUACAAUUUUAUAAAACUGAUUCAAAGUCACAAAAAAUACUUGAUGCAAUCAAAGCUGAGAAACAUUUACGAAAGCAUCCAGAUGAAUUAUAUUUUCCUACAUUAAAUUAUAAUCCCCAAUUUGGUGCACCUGGUGCUUGUAUAAAUAAUAAUAAUUCAUCAUCUCCAUUUAUAGCACGUUAUGUAAUUUGGGGCAUGAAAAAAUGCGUUAGUCAAUACACUCGUCGAUCUGUAUGUAUAAUUGGUAAAGCUCAUCUAUCAUUUAUACCAUCAAGAAUGGAGUUUUUUGUAAAUAAAUUUCAAGAAGAUUUUCAACCAAUUGCAUACGAUUGUAUAGAAUAUUAUAUUAUGAAUAAAGUAAUCAAAGAAAUGCAAACAAAACAAUUAGAUCCAAAUUUCAAUGUAACAUUUUAUUCUAGACUGCAUUGUUCUAGUAAUCAUAUUUAAUACUGAAUCAUUAAUUUCUAUUCAUCAAUAUUUGUUCCUGUAAAGUUCUAUUAUCCAUAAGAGUUAAAUAUGUCAUUUCUUAUUCUUGUUUUGAUCAAUGAUUUCGAUAAUGUAAUAAGAAGACAAAGAUUAUCAGAAUUAUGUAAUAUAUUAGCGUAAUGCAUUUUGAACAAUCUUAUUACAUUAUCGAAAUUUAUCAAAAGGACUAAUUGCUUUAACCAAUGAUUACUUUAUUUUGGGUAAAUUUGUAUAAUUUUCGUAACUAAGAUUAAAUCAUAUUGGUGAUAUAUUGAAUAAUCAAGACAUUUACUGCAAAAUUAAACAUUUAAUGUUUUGUUUAAACUUAUCAUAAUAAUACAAUACAAUUUCAUAUUGCAUACUUC